Adineta ricciae is the source of this 756-nucleotide messenger RNA. The record is from the annotation of a GenBank genome assembly. Lineage: Eukaryota; Metazoa; Rotifera; Eurotatoria; Adinetida; Adinetidae.
AUGAAACUGCGUUCACAUGAAAUUCUUUCGACGCGCAUCAAUACGAAAUCGAUACCGAACAAACCAUCAUCACGUUUGAAGAAAUUAUUCCAUGGAAAAAAUCUCUUCAAGAAGAAAAUUUCUCCUGCAUCAUCAUCAUCAUCAUCAACUGGAGCAACAACACCACUGUCGACUGGUUUACUUCACGGAAUUCCUGAUUAUGUUCGAAAAAGUUUUCUUCGUUAUUUGCUCGAGUCUCCAACUUCUUCUUCAUCUUCGUCGAUUAUACAGCAAAAUUCUCCAUCACGAAACGUUCGACCGCCAUUAAUGGGUAUUCAAGCAUUGAAAAAUAAAAAACAACAACAUCGUCAUCAUCAGACGAAACGUUCCUUACGCACAAGAGCUCAACCUGUGCUUGAUAAUAACCAACCGUUCGAAGAUUAUCCCGCACAGAACAAUUAUGACAUGACAAUUUUGCAUAUGAAUUUCGAUGACGAAAGUGACGAGAGUUCAAUAUUUGCCACGAAAUCAAGUACACAUCAGAGGAAACCAAUUCCCCAAUGGGCGAGAAAAAAUGAACUCCAAAUCGCCAUGUGUAAUCAAAUUUAUUUUCAUCGUAAUCCAAGUGAAAUCUUCGGAAAUACAAUUGACUGUUCUCCUGCACAUCUACGAACAAUCCUUCAUUCCAUGCUACCGAACGUUCAACUGCUGGAUGAUGAUCUUCCGCGUCCGACGAAUCCAAUACCUAUUAAUAGUAACAAAUCGAUAUUGGUCUAG